This is a messenger RNA of Gracilinanus agilis (Agile Gracile Mouse Opossum), 765 nucleotides long. RefSeq names its product sarcospan (gene SSPN). Lineage: Eukaryota; Metazoa; Chordata; Mammalia; Didelphimorphia; Didelphidae. The record is from RefSeq and is a predicted model, not a curated record. The coding region runs from base 1 to 765 and encodes 254 amino acids. Gene Ontology annotation, cellular component: dystrophin-associated glycoprotein complex; sarcolemma. The transcript has 3 exons.
AUGGGCCAGGAAGAGCAACCACCAGCCCCCAACGCUCCCCAAGGCAAACCGAGGCAGGGGCCAUCGGCGCCCUCCGGGGAGCGGGGCACCGCCUCAGGGGCCCAGUGCGACCUGGGGCCGAAGAAAGGCAAAGGGGACCCCAAAGCGUGCGGGGAGGAGGAAGCCCGGACUUGCUGUGGCUGCCGUUUCCCGCUACUGCUCGCCCUGUUGCAGAUGGCCUUAGGCAUCGCUGUGACAGCUGUGGGCUUUGUUAUGGCAGGCGUCAGCUCUUCCUUGCUAGUCAGAGAUACUCCAUUUUGGGCUGGGAUCAGUGUUUGUGUGGUGUCCUAUCUUGGUUUGUUCAUGCUCUGUGUCUCAUAUCAAGUUGAUGAACGGACGUGCAUCCAGUUUGCUAUGAAACUGUUCUACUUUCUGCUGAGCGCCCUAAGUCUGAUUGUCUGCGUGCUGGCAGUGGCCUUUGCUGCCCAUCACUACAACCAGCUCACACAGUUGAUUUGCAAAAACACCCUCGAUUCCUGCCAGUGCAAAAUGCCCACAUCAGAUCCACUAAGCAGAGCCUUUGUUUACCAGGAUGUCAGUGACUGUACCAGCAUCACCAGCACGUUCAAACUCUUCCUACUCAUCCAGAUGGUUCUCAACUUGCUCUGUGCCAUGGUGUGCUUGCUGGCAUGUUUCAUGAUGUGGAAACACAGAUACCAAGUCUUUUAUGUGGGUGUCCGCUUGUGCUCUCUAACUACUUCUGAAGGCCAACAGCAGAAAGUCUAA